AUGGCUACCCCAGCGCCCAAGAAGCGUCGAGUGAUCGAGGAUAAUCGCUGGCCAUCUGGAAAUGAAACUGCUGAAGGCACAACUGCAACCGGGUUGAAAUUGCUCGAGUCUCUCAAGAGUUCGAAAGACAAGACAGGUCGAAUCGUUGCAACCGAGUUCCUCCAACUGCCACCUAGGACCAAUACAGAGUAUUACCGACAGGUCAAGCUUCCUCUCUCAUUCCAGGAAAUCGAGGACAAAUUGAAUGCUCUUCAAUAUGAGAAUAUGACAGCACUCGAGUCGGACCUCAAGCGUAUGGUACAAAAUGCCAAAGAGUUCAACACCACAAGCUCAAAGAUCUAUGAGGAUGCGGAGAGGAUUCGUAAAGCAUUAUCGAACUUCAUGCCGAAGCACAACCCAGCGUACAAGGAUCAGGAGUACCGUGCAGUGCCGACGCCGAUUCCGGACGACAUUGAAGAUAAAGGCCAUGUCAGUGAAGCUGCAACCCCCGUGGAUGCACUUGUAGCCCCGACGAUCAAAUUAAGAGUGAAUGGUUCGGCAAGCCGGAAGAGCGCAAAUGGUGUAAAGGACGAAACCCCUUCGGCAGGAAUGGAAAGCAUGCAACAAGAGCAGCUCAAAAUUGUGGAAGAAAUGAUCGAGCUUCGAGAUCCAACUGAUGCGGACACCGAGAUCACACUUGAGUUCUACGAAAAGCCUUCCAAGCGAGACUAUCCCGACUACUACAAACAGAUCUCGCAUCCAACGGCUUUGAAAGACAUCCAGAAGGCGGUCUCGAGCAACAAAUUUCCAACCUGGGAGUCUUUCAUUACAGAGGUUGAGUAUCUGUGGGAAAACGCCAGAACCUACAACGAAGAAGGCUCCUUCAUCCAUGAGAAUGCAAAUAAGUUGCGGGACUGGUUCUUGAAUCGACUGUCAGGUAUUGACGGUGCACGAGAUAUUAUGCCACCCAAGAAGCUCAUCCUCAAUCCACCCAAGAAUCCGUCGCAACAACCAACGCCACGCAUCAAAUUCACUAACCUUAACAAAGAUACUACACAACCUGGUAUCACUGUUGACGAAGAAGCUCGACGUCGGCAGGAUGAGCAUGUACGGGCUGCUUCUCGAGGCCAGGUCUUUGGCUCGGGUGAGACACCAGUUCGCAUGGCUCAGCGUCCUUCUAGCCGUAGAGAAUCACCACGUGUCAGCGCUACACCUGUAGGCAAAGUCGAAGCCGGCUUGAAACGAAGUGCAUCUGUCGCUUCCACAGGUGGCGCUGAAGACAAGGGAAGUCUGGCGCAAGACAGCAGCAUGGCAGAUGCACGUCCAGACAGUGACCAGCCCGCUCAGCCAGUUGGCAAUCAGAAAUUGAGUCAGGAUGUGACCUCGACAGCAUCGAUGCAACCACCAGCUAGUAUCCCUCAGCAGUCUCAGCCCGCCCAAGUUCCACGCCCUCCAACUGCCACACCAGCUUACCUAGUCGAGACCGCCUUCGAUCGGGUCAUGAGAGAUCCACGAAAGGGUAUCGAGGAUGCUCUGUACACGCACAUUGAAGCCGAAACAGACCCGGAGCUUGAACAUCCUCACCCAUGGAAAAUGACAUACUUUCCCGAGAAAACACAAACCCAGCACGGGAUGGUAAUCCAUCUGCCCCCAUCGCAUCCAUGGUUGCAGAUGACUCUUCAUCUCAGCCAAGAGUGUCUCGGUCGUGCACAGUGGCGACCGGUUUUGAGCAGAGACCUAGCAAUCCUCUAUCCCACACAACCAACCGUGCGUGGUGUCUAUACCUUCCACUUCAGACUUCUCCCUGGAGUCAACACGAUCUGCGCCGAUUUUUUAGCUACGAUAAACAAGAAAGGAGAACCAGCACCGGAAUGGCCCCAGGAGAGACAUGACUUCGAGCGAUUCGUCCUUACAGUCAACUUUCUAGCACAAGAGAUCUAG
This is a messenger RNA of Endocarpon pusillum Z07020, 1920 nucleotides long. RefSeq lists its product as uncharacterized. The record is from RefSeq and is a predicted model, not a curated record. NCBI's taxonomy places the organism in Eukaryota, Fungi, Ascomycota, Eurotiomycetes, Verrucariales, Verrucariaceae. The transcript has 8 exons. The coding region runs from base 1 to 1920 and encodes 639 amino acids. Gene Ontology annotation, molecular function: protein binding. Gene Ontology annotation, biological process: chromatin remodeling. Gene Ontology annotation, cellular component: RSC-type complex.